AUGAACUCCUCCGAGAUCAGUUCUGACCAGCUCCAGCCAACCAACAGCACUGUUAGCCUGUUGAAUUGUCUGGGCUCCCCCAGCUUUACAGGUAGCGUUGUUGUCAUGACGAUAGACUUCACCUUCGGUGUGCCAGCCAAUGGCUGGUCUCUCUGGCUCAUCUCUAGCGGCGGGUGGAGUCUCAUCGAGUCCGAAAUCUUCACUUUGAAUCUGGUCUCCAUGGAGAUGGCCAGCACUCUCCUGUUCAUGUUGUCGAUACUCAACGUUUUCACACUGCGUAACCUGUCCUUGGAAUUGGCUUUUAAUUUCAUGUAUGGUGUGGUCUUUGCAGCCAGGCCUCUGUUCCAGUGCUGUAUCUGUGUGGAGCGCUACCUGGCGGUGGUCCACCCUGUGGUCUUCCUGAAGUACAAACCCCUGAGAUACAGGGUGGGGUGUUGUGGUGUAGUCUGGCUCUUAGUUCUGGUGUUCGGUGUAAUAAACUACAAAAUAUUAUCUGUAUACAAUAACUUGGGCAUAUUCCUCCCCGUACUGUCAAUGGACUUGUUCUGCAGCCUCUCCAUUCUCAGGGUUCUUAAGAAGCCUGGCCCGGGAGAUGGAGGGAAGGAGAAAGAGGGGGGAAACCUGCAGAAGAAGAGAGCUUUCAGGAUCGUCUCCAUCAUGGUGGUGAUGCUGCUGGUCAACUAUGUACCAACGAUCAUCAUGGCACCAAUGAUGCAUCUAUUUUCAGAGAAGGAAAACCUGUGUGAAAUAGCCCCACCCCUUGUCUCCUUCUCCAUUAUGGGCAGUUCUGUCCAGGCCCUCCUCUUCCUCCGCAGGGCUGGGAAGGUGCCAUGUCUCUGUGCAGGCAGGGGUAGCGGGGAGAACCACUAG
Messenger RNA from Oncorhynchus mykiss (rainbow trout), 870 nucleotides. Lineage: Eukaryota; Metazoa; Chordata; Actinopteri; Salmoniformes; Salmonidae. The record is from RefSeq and is a predicted model, not a curated record.